GCAGCGAGGCGGAGCCCGGAGCGCGGCCCGGCGUCGGGGCGGGGGGGGGGGCGGCUCCGGCGUCCGCCCCGUCGCGGCUCCGCUCGCUGCGGCCGCGGGGGGCUGCGGCCGCCCGGGAAACGCGGGCGCUCCCAUGGGAGCGGGGCGCCGCCUCCCUCGGGGGUUGUUGGCGGUGAGCAACCGCUCGGAGAGCUGCUUCCGCGGGGGGGCCGGGCCCGGGGCCCCCCCGGAGCUGCGCCAGAUGUCCCGCACUAACGGGGCCCGUGGUGGGAGGACCUGCCAGCGUUAGCCAGCCCCUCCUCUGAGGCUGAAGAUGGUGUUGAGGCCCUGGUGAGGGGCGAAAGGGCAAGCGAGCUGACCCGCAGCCCCCGUGCUCCUCACACCGCCGCAUCCCCCCCCGUGAGAGCCAUGGAGGCCCCCCUGGACGUGCCCGUGGGGAACCUCAUCGACUUCGACUCCGAGACGCCCGCCCCCGCCGAGCCCUCGCCUCCGGACCCCCCCGGCGGGGACAGGGACAGGGACGCGGAGGAGAGCGACGCCACCGAGUCGGCGGACAGCGAGAACGACAUGGGCUAUUCGCCCAGCCGCUGGAGCAGCUACCGCCGCUCGUCCUCCAACGAGUCCUUCUCCUCCAACCAGAGCACCGAGUCGGCCAAGGACGAGGCGGCGGCCGAGCGCCGGGAGUUCAUGCGGCACUACGUGGAGAAGGUCUUCACCGGGGGAGAGGAUCUGGACCAAGAAGAGAAGGCCAAGUUUGGUGAGCUCUGCAGCGGCGAGAACGGGAAGGGCAGGGAAUGGUUCGCACGAUACGUGAGCGCUCAGCGCUGCAACUCCAAGUGCGUCUCGGAGCAGACCUUCUACCGCCUGAUGCAGUCUUUCGCCCUCGUGCUGUUUGAGUGUCACCAGAUGGAUGACUUCAGCCCUGCCAAGAAUCUAAUGACCAUGUGUUUCACUUACUACUACAUCGGCAAACCGCACGCGCUGCCCUUGGAGACCAAGGAGAAGCCCAUGGGCAGCAUCGACUCGUACCUGAAGUCAGCCAACAGCUGGCUGGCUGAGAAGAAGGACAUCGCGGAGCGGCUGCUGAAGAACACGUCAGCCAAGACUGAGAACGUGAAGGGCUUCUUCGGGGGCCUGGAGACCAAACUGAAGGGCCCCGCAGCCCGGAAGAGCGAAAGCGAAGGGGAGGACAAGCCAAAGGAGAAGCUGAAGAAGACAGUUUCUGUGCAGAGCCCAGAGGAGGAGAAGAAAGGAGAGAAGAUCUACCUGUACAUGCACCUCAAGCAACAGCCGAUCUGGCACAACCUGAGGUUUUGGAACGCCGCCUUCUUCGACGCGGUUCACUGCGAGCGGAGGAAGAGGUCCCCCACCACCAGAGGGAACGCUGGAGAGGAAGAGGACGAGAGGGAGAAGUGGUGCCACAUGACGCAGGAGGAGCGCGACGACAGCCUGCGCUUCAACGAGAACAUCACCUUCGGGCAGCUGGGCACCUUCAUCCACAACAUGCUGGCCUUCGGCCUCAGCAAGAAGCUCUGCAGCGACUUCCUCAAGAAGCAGGCGACCAUCGGUAGUUUGGAUGAAGAGCAAUACAAGCUGCUGAGCGACCACAUCGAGCAGAUGGCUGCUGCCUAGGUUCCUCCCGGGGUGCCACGGCCAGCGGAGCCGAGCAGGAGCGAGCCGGCGGGCGGGCAGCGACUGCCGUGACUGCAGAUGGGCUAUUUAAAAACAACCCCCCCACAUACACACGUACACAUGUACAUGCACACACACACACACCCUGCAAUAAACCCGCAUGACCGUCAGCCGAGCCUUAGAGCUGCGCCAUGGGCAGCCUGUAGAAAUAGGAGCCCCCUCCCUUGCCACAGCCUCCCCCAGCUGUUUUCAGUAUAGACUUUCCCAGGUGUAUUUUGUCAGUUCAAAAAAAAAAAAAAAAAAGGUAAGAGAGAAGCACCGAGGAGCAGCCCUGCUGCGUGUUCGUGGGGUCCAGGGCAGCCGCCCUGCUUUGCCCUCGCCCGCGGCGCUGCCCACCCUCGUCGUUGCCCGGUGCAUGGAGCGGGGUGCCGGUGCCUUUGCUCGACGGCUCCCCGAGGCCGGUCCGGCUGCCCGGCGGAGCACUGCAGCCGCUUUGCAUCGUUGGACCUCUCUCCCUGCUGCAGUAAGGGGGUUGCGAUGUGGUUUUGGAUGCAGUUGAGGGACUUUCCAAGGAAACGCCGGUCUGCUCUGGUGCUAGGAGCGAGGAGGGGAGUCGGUUCUCGAGGAUGGCAGUGUUUGGGAAGCGGAGGCAAUGGGAGUCUGUUUCGGUUUGGCAUCAGGUCGCAUUGCAUUGCACACCCAAAGCGUCACCGCAGGCGGCUGCGUGGGAGCUGCCCGCGGCUUUGCUGCAAGCAGAGGUCUCCUGGUGGCAAAGCGCUGCUGCCAUCAGUGCUGGGCUCCUCGGGAGCCGGAGAGAAACCUUUCCCUGGGGAGCUUCCCUGCGCCUGCUUUGGGUGGACGUAUGUGCUUUUGUGCAUCUCGGUGAAAGAGAAAAUGCAGUUUGCUCCGGAUCGUUAGCCUCGAUCAGCAGGAAAUCAGCCUUGGCCUUUGGGGCGCUUGCGGGAGAGGAGGAAGAGGAGCUUGGCGGGCUGUCGGGGCAGCAGGGCUCAGAGCGGCUGUGGGGCAGCCCCAUCUGCCAGGGGCUUUUUUCCUCUUGCAAACUUGAGCUGGUCUGCAAAUCCCCUGGGAAGAGGUGCCUCCCCUGGGAAGAGGUGCCUCCCCCGGCUCGGCUCGCCUGGGCGCUUGGCGGUGGCAGGGAGCGCGUGUCCCGUCCCCCUCCGGGGAGAUGCGCGGCGGCAGCUUUCCCUCCCAACCCUGUUCCCGGCUGUGGUUUUUGGCGUUGGGCGAUGGAGGGCUGCGUGAGGCCCCUCUGCCACCCAGCACCACACCGCGUGCCGGGUUAAUCUUCCGGCUGCAUCGCUGCACUCCUGCUCCCAGGUCCCCUCAAUCAAACCUUAAAUAGCCUUGUCCAAGCACUUGCAUUCCUGCGCUUGAGCGAGCCCGGCCUGCAGCCUGUCUGGUUUUUUGCUGGCUGAACACGGUCACGCUGGGUCCCUCCGUGGGCAGGGAAGCAGGCUGGAGCCUGCGAGUGCCCGUGCCGGCGUGGCAUCGCUCGUGCUGCAGCGGCCGUCGUCGCGCGCUCGGGGUCGGCAUCUCCACGGAGGUGUUCAUCUCGCGGCAGGUUUCCAUGCAUCCGCAUUUCCCAGGACCGGCGCUCCGGGUUUCCCCGUGCUGCCAGCUGCAUCCUGUAAGAUAAAUAGCGUAGCGGGGUUUUUCCAUGUAGCUCUUCGUCUGCAGUGUCGUUUCCUACCGCCAAGGCGAUGCUUCUACCGAGGCUGGAGCAAAGGUGCUGGUUGUCUGUCUUUGAGGGACCCGCGGUUUCGCUGCUCAAAGCCUGCCUGCGCGCAGGCUACGAGCUGCGAAAGGUCGGGACGCCGAUUUAGUCUUCAGCUGAACCUUGGAGAAAAGGUGUUGCACGUGUUUUUUCUCCCCCGUCGCUGCCGGGAAUUGGGGCGUUGCUGGGGACGCUGCUCCCUCCCAGGGCGCCGAGGAAGGCUCCGUCCCAGCACUGACUUUCUUGGGCCUCCCCAAAACCCAGGACCAGGGAGCGUGUGCUCGUGAGGGCGAAUUGCUGCUGGAGGGACUCGUUUGCACUUUGUGUCCGACGGAAAGGGCGCGUUGGCGGAGCGCGGGUGCCGGGACCUGCCGCCUCCAGCAGCCCUCGUCCGAGCAGCGCCAAGGGUGCGGCGGCUCCGGUUCUUCCCCGAGUUCUGCUUUCGUUGUUUAUUUUUCCAACAUUAAAGAAGUUUAGCAGCAAAAAAAUAUUAUUUGCAUGGGUAUUUUUCUAAAAAAAAAAAAAAAAAAAAAAAAAAAAAAAAGCCUACAACUGCUGCCCCUCGUUCCGUGAUGCUCGCGGCUCCCGUGGGAUUUCCAGCACCGUCUUUUACCCUCUGUAUAAGUGGUCGUGAGUUCUGCUGUUUGACUUUGAUGCUGUACUUAAUGCCGCGGCGUCGCGUGCCGAGCGCGGUCGUUAGGCGAUCAAUCGUGCCGUGUCGCCUGUGCCGCUUUAUGUGCUGUGGGUUCUUGGGUUAUUGAUUUAUUGGAGACAUUUCCAAGCUGCGUGUCGAGGGGGGACUUCCAUAAACCCUUCCUGACCGGGACUGCGUGAAGGACGGGGCGAGAGAGAGGCUGGAAUAAAUCGUCUUAAAAAUGA
This is a messenger RNA of Dromaius novaehollandiae (emu), 4246 nucleotides long. Its product is annotated as KIAA0513 ortholog. The record is from RefSeq and is a predicted model, not a curated record. The coding region runs from base 409 to 1632 and encodes 407 amino acids. The transcript is spliced from 13 exons. Lineage: Eukaryota; Metazoa; Chordata; Aves; Casuariiformes; Dromaiidae.